This is a messenger RNA of Daucus carota subsp. sativus, 5010 nucleotides long. RefSeq lists its product as uncharacterized. NCBI's taxonomy places the organism in Eukaryota, Viridiplantae, Streptophyta, Magnoliopsida, Apiales, Apiaceae. The transcript has 11 exons. Bases 1551 to 4601 code for a protein of 1016 amino acids. The record is from RefSeq and is a predicted model, not a curated record.
CUAGAUUAGAAUCCACUGACUUAUCAUGUGUCCACGGGAUUUAAUGCUAUACCUAUUAGCAAAAGGAAAGAAGGAUGAAAAAUGUUCCUGGUAUUUAUUAGUGUAUCCCUUUUAUUCUUAAAUGUUCUUAUUAAUCUAUAAGGAUAUUAAUCAUUGGCAAUAAUUUUAGACUGCUCGGUUGGUAGAUUGGCUUCCAUUUUACAUUGUGAUAAAUUUAAGUCUUUUCUACUCACAAGUGCAAAGUGAAAUGCCUUGUUGAUGCGAGUUACUUCAUUAAUAUGUAUGAUGUUCUUGACAGACUUGCAUAUAUCCAUAUAUUUGCAUCAUUAGCUGGAUCUCCGGUGAGCUGUUGGUCUUUAUCAGCUUCGUUUUAGGAGAAGAUCCUAAGCUUCUUCUCCGUUCUUCUUCUUCUCUGACCAUGUUGCAGUUGAAGUGAUGAUUCUCGUUUCAAAAUUGUAGAGGCCCCUCCUUCGAGCGCCACAUGUCGAGAGUUAUAGAGUUCCCUACAUAUAUUAGUCCUUUACAUUGUAAAUAUUCCAACCCUUGGGUUAGUCUUUCUUUCUACUAUCUAUAGGUCUCUAAUUUGGGAAGGAUUUCUUGGGCUUUUCUCCUCUCAGUGGGCUGAGGCCCAACAGUCAACCUAAUUUUCUUAUAAGAAUCAGGUGUGGUAAAAAAUGAGCUAGAGCAAGUAGCAGAAUUGUAAUCCUUGUAAGCAUAGUGUGUUACAGAGUGUGCUACUUCACACCAAAUUUAUGAUAUCGUGCUAUGAAGCAUUUUUUUUUACGCGUAAUAGGUACCCCAUAUUGAGAAGAGAGUUAUCAGAGUGGCCGAGCUUGGAUUUAAAAUCCGUGGUUCCCUAGUUCAGCUGAGAAAUUUCUCUCAAAGACUUUGUCAACCCUGCACACAUCAGCUGUAAAGACUCAAUCAGAUUCUUAGUCAGCUCCAGAAAAUUCAAGCAAGAUGAAACUAUUGGGGUGCCAGACUCUGAAAGAGGUUAUUAAACAAGUUUUUAGAUUCAAGAAAAAGUGAUAAGAUUCCUCUUCACCUAUUUUUGUAUCAUAUAUAAGGAUGACAAAAUUUAGGACUACUUAUGUGGGGUCUUUUGGCACGGGACUAGAUGAAUCUCCUCUAAGGAUUAUCUAUUUAAUGUAGGCGUGCUCUUUUGUAAGAUCAUUAGGACAGUAGUGUAGAUUCUCUGGUGAGAUUUUGUAUGCAGGUAGAUUGCUUCAAAAUCAACUUUUGGUUGCAUAUCUAUAAAUAGAUAUGUUCUGCAUCCAAAAACGCUGGCUUUUUACAUGCACUGCCCUUCUUCAGCCUCUGAAUUACAGUUAUGUGCCACUGCCACCUUUUCCAGUUUUUUCACCUUUUCUUUAACCUGUUCAGCCGGCCACAUUGUGUGCUGGCGCCUGCUUUUUGUUUUUCAAAUAUCUGCACUCCAAGCUUAUCGCUGAAGAUAUCAGUUUCCCCCCAAAACUUUUUCUCCCUCUUUCAUCUGCAGGAACUCUCUAUUUAUCCACACCAAAUCUCUUCAUUGGAUAGCUUCCGAUUGAAUGGAUCAGGUUUUUUUCUUACACAGAUUCUUCAUAUGUAAUCCACAUGUAUUCUAUGAACUGAUUAUGUCCAUGCCUCCUAUUUUUUUUCCUCUGCUGACUCCACGGCCAAAGAAAUCUUUUAGUGUGGAUCGUUAUUUGCUUGAUCGCAGCCGGGAAAAAUUCUCCUCUCUUUCUUCUGUGUUGCCGUCCGAUAGAUCGUUUAAUGGAUCAUCAAGUAAAGUUGUUCCUGUUUUAAAAGUUGACCGCACUGGUCUUGCUGGUGGUUGUGGUCACUAUACCGAUGUCAGUAGACCUCCUAGGACUCCUCUUUCUCAUAUAUCAAACUAUUCGUGUUUGUCAAGAGAACAGGAGUACUUGGGUGGUUCUCGGCUUAAAGCUACUUUGCAGGCACCUAAUGUCGUCACUGAUGAGAAUGGUCAGUUUCGCUCGAAAGUACGUCGUUGUAACAAGGAUCGUCGUGCUUUGCGCCCUCUUACUAUUAACCUUGAAAAUGUGGUUGAUUUUGAUGAUGAUGUUCCUCUUAGUGACAUAUUGUCUGGGCUCAGAACAGAUAGGGUUAGGUUGAAAACCCUGAAACGGAAAGGGACUUUUGUUGUUGAUGAAAUCAAGAAGAAGCUGAAUUUUGGUCCUGCUAUUUCUGAGCUGCCACCUCAUAAUGUUGUUGGAUAUGAAGACAUUGAGAAUUCGACAAUACUAGGUCAUGAUUAUAAUGAUGAAUUUUUUUUUAGUGAUGAUGAAUCUGAUGACGAAUAUUCUCAACAUUGUCAAGAUCUGAAAUCCCGUUACGAUAAGAACUUUGCACAAGUUCCAAAGUCUUAUGCGUCCCUGGGUCCUCCAACAGCUCGAUGUCAGAAAUGUCAUGCUGUAAUGUGGAAGGAGGAGCGUGUCAACAAGAACUCAAUCCAUGGGAUUCCAAAAUUCAAUUUAUGUUGUGGUGAUGGAAAGAUAAAACUCGAACCAUGUCCCAAAACACCAUCCUACUUGUGGCAGCUGUACAAUGAUCCCAAGAAAGGACCUAUCUUCCAGCAAUGUUCUAGGGUUUACAAUAGCAUGUUUGCUUUCACGUCAACUGGUGGUUAUGUUGACAAUUCGAUUAAUAACGGACAAUCUCCGUAUGUUUAUCGAUUGAAUGGCCAGAACCACCACCUUUUCGGUUCCUUGGUACCUCAAGAUGGGAAGCCUCCUAAAUUCUGUCAACUAUACAUUUAUGAUACUAUUAAUGAAGUCUCGAACCGCAUGCGUUGGGUCGAUGUUGGUGAAUCCAGCAAGAUUUCAGAGGAAAUUGUAGCUGGAUUGGUUGCUAUGUUGGAUGAGACUAAUUGUUUGGUGAAGGAGUUUCGUACGGCUCGCGAGCGGUACGAUGAUACGGAAAUUGUAGACCUGCAUAUUUUCCUAAAGCUUUGUCGUUCUGCAAGUGGUCGUGAGAACAACAUUGGUCCCUCGAAUGAACUGGCUGGCAUAAUGGUUGGUAAUGAAGAAGAAAUAGAGGAGAAUCGUGAUUUUGUAGUUGAUCAUAAAAUAUCCGAUCUUGGGCGCAUUACUAAUAUUCACCCCAAACUAAUGUCCCUGCAGUAUCCUAUACUUUUUCCUGCUGGAGAAGAUGGUUUUCAUAAGGAUAUGUGCUAUGAGAAUAUACCUGGUUCUAGGUCUCGGAAGCGGCAUAAAUUAACUCUUAUGGAUUACUACCGUUAUCGUCUACAAGUCUGUCUCAAUGAAGGCAUGACUCCUCGACUAGGUGGUCGUUUGUUUCAGCAGUAUAUUGUUGAUUCAUUCUCUAUUGUUGAGCAAGCACGUCUCUGGUGGUUUAGGACUCAUCAGACAACUCUGCGCAAUGACCUUUAUAGUCACAUUUGUGAUUCUAUAAGGGCUGGUGAUAGUGAUGCAUCAAAGAUUGGUAAGAGUUUUAUACUUCCUGCUGGUUAUGUUGGUUCGACAAGAUACAUGCAACAAAACUUUCAGGAUGCGCUUGUUGUUUGUCGCCAUAUUGGUCAUCCAGAUAUAUUUCUGACCAUGACAACAAAUCCCAUGUGGCCUGAAAUUCUUGAAAUGAUGAAACUGAUACCUUUUGGGACUCCAGUUGAUAAUCCUGAUAUAGUUGCUCGUGUGUUCAAGUUGAAACUAUCUCAGCUCUUAGAUGAUAUAAAGAAGAACAAAAUCUUUGGCGAGUGUACAUCAGUGAUGUACGUAGUUGAAUUUCAAAAGCGUGGGCUUCCACAUGUGCAUAUGUUGAUCUGGCUUGAUGCUGCAUCCAAAAUCAAUCUUAAAUCUGAUGUUGACAAAUAUGUCAGUGCUGAGCUGCCUGAUCCCCUGAUUGAUCCAGAGGGCUACGCUGCUGUUAGGGAAUUUAUGAUUCAUGGUCCAUGUGGUCAUGAUUUUCCAAAAUCUCCAUGUAUGAGGAACUACAAGUGUUCUCGCCGUUUUCCAAAGAAGUAUUGUUCCAAGACAAAUUUUGAUGAAUCUGGAUAUCCUAUUUAUCAGAGGCGCAACACUGGGAUAACAGUAAAUGUGCGCAAAGCCACUUUAGACAACCAAUGGGUUGUUCCUUACAAUCGAUUCUUAUUGGUUAAAUACCAGUGCCACAUCAAUAUAGAGAUAUGUUGUCAUGCUCGCAGUGUUAAAUACUUAUUCAAGUACUGCUUGAAAGGCCCUGACAAUGCAACUGUUGAGAUUACUGGUCGUAAGAAAUUGUUGACCGGUUCUGAUUCUGAAGCUGUUGAUGAAAUUCAAGCUUUUUUUGAUGGUCGCUAUAUUUGUGGUGCUGAGGCAUCAUAUAGGACUUUUGGUUUUGACAUACAUCAUCGUUCAAUAUCAGUUGAGCGUCUACCAUACCAUCUACCAGGUCAAAAAAAUUGUGUUUUUAAACCUUCAGAAUCUUUAAAAAAUGUUGCUGGGAGGGAGAAAUAUAGGCUUUCUAAGUUGGAGGCUUUUUUUUACUUAACUCUACUGAUUGCACUGCUAACCAGUAUACAUAUGACCAGAUUCCUAUGCAGUAUGUGUGGAACGAUUCAGAUCAUAUAUGGUCUGUGCGUAAGAAAGGACAACAAAUAGGUCGUCUCACGUAUACUCACCAUGGUUCUGGUGAGAUAUGGUACCUACGACUAUUGUUGUCUCGUGUUCCUGGACCUAAAUCUUUUGAAUGCUUGAGGAUGGUUGAUGGUGUUCUUUAUUCAACAUUUCAGGAGGCAUGCAAACGCAGUGGCUUUCUUAAUGAUGAUGAUGAGUGGCAUGAGGUGUUGAAGGAGGCUUCAAAGUCUGGGUUUGCUCCCCAGAUACGGGAAUUGUUUGUUCAUGUUAUUGUGAACUGUCAAGUAUCUGACGUGAAGCAGCUGUGGGAAUUGAAUUUACAACAUAUGACUGAUGAUAUCGUAUUCAAUCAGCGCAAGCUUUCUGGGAAUCAUAAUCUCAUAUUAUUGGAGGACGAUAUUAUAAAUUAUGCCCUUGCUGGUAAUGCAUAUUU